AAGGGGACAAGCUCUGCAAAAGAGAAAGUGUUAGACGGCAGAUGGGAUGUAAAAGAGUGAGAGAGUGGGAUGCUUCGUCUCCUUAUAUGGGCAAAUGAUAUGGAGGGCUCCCGGGGCGCUGCUAUCCGAGUCUGCCUGUACACACCGCACACCCGCCCGGGACACACAGCCGACACCGCCAGUGACACCGCACCGCCGCCGCCACCGCCCAGGACAGAACCACUGAACACAAGGGGGACCAGGAAAUUGACACUCCUGGAAGAGUCUUCAGUCGAUUAUUUCCUUUCAUUAGAGUGGUAGAAGUUAAAAAACUAUUACAUUGAAAAUGACCGAGCGCUUUGACUGCCAUUACUGCAAGGAAUCUCUGUUUGGAAAGAAAUACCUGCUGAGGGAAGAGAACCCAUACUGUGUGAAAUGUUUUGAAAGCCUCUACUCCAACACAUGUGAGGAAUGCAAGAAACCCAUCGGAUGUGAUGGCAAGGAUCUUUCGUACAAGGAUCGUCACUGGCAUGAAGGCUGCUUUCAUUGUUUCCAGUGCCAGCGCUCGUUGGUGGACAAACCCUUUGCAGCAAAAGAUGAACACCUAAUUUGUACAGACUGUUAUUCUAAUGAAUAUUCUUCCAAGUGCAAUGAGUGCAAGAAAACAAUAAUGCCAGGAACACGUAAGAUGGAAUAUAAGGGAAAUAGCUGGCAUGAGACCUGCUUUGUGUGUUCCCGCUGUCAGCAACCAAUAGGAACGAAAAGCUUUAUCCCUAAGGAGAACCAGAACUUUUGUGUGCCAUGCUAUGAAAAGCAGUUUGCAAUGCACUGCAUCCAGUGCAAAAAAGCCAUCACCACUGGAGGUGUCACCUACCGAGAUCAGCCCUGGCAUAAAGAAUGCUUUCUUUGUACAGGAUGCAAGAAACCUCUGUCGGGACAACGAUUUACUUCUAGAGAUGAAUUUGCCUAUUGUCUGAACUGCUUCUGCAACUUGUAUGCCAAGAAAUGUGCUGCUUGUACUACCCCCAUAAGUGGGCUUGGAGGAACAAAAUACAUAUCCUUUGAGGAGCGUCAGUGGCACAGCGAUUGUUUUAACUGUAAGAAGUGCGCCAUCUCCUUGGUGGGCCGUGGCUUUCUUACAGAAAGAGAUGACAUUCUGUGUGCUGAAUGUGGCAAAGAUAUAUAACAAUCAUAUGAUGGAUCAAAAGCAGCAAGUUAACAUACACGCGUUUUCCUAAGACAUAUAUUUGACAUGUCCUUUUUCCAUAAUAAAAAAAAAGUUAUGGCA
Messenger RNA from Rana temporaria (common frog), 1267 nucleotides. RefSeq names its product four and a half LIM domains 2 (gene FHL2). Gene Ontology annotation, molecular function: transcription coregulator activity. Bases 326 to 1165 code for a protein of 279 amino acids. Lineage: Eukaryota; Metazoa; Chordata; Amphibia; Anura; Ranidae. Gene Ontology annotation, cellular component: Z disc; nucleus. The record is from RefSeq and is a predicted model, not a curated record. The transcript has 7 exons.